Varanus komodoensis (Komodo dragon) is the source of this 2908-nucleotide messenger RNA. It is a transcript of the gene SYNJ2BP, whose product is annotated as synaptojanin 2 binding protein. The record is from RefSeq and is a predicted model, not a curated record. Gene Ontology annotation, molecular function: protein binding. Bases 74 to 520 code for a protein of 148 amino acids. Lineage: Eukaryota; Metazoa; Chordata; Lepidosauria; Squamata; Varanidae. The transcript has 4 exons.
ACCUUCAAGAGUGGGCGGGAGCGCGCGAGUUUGGGGGACUGUCCGUGGGGCGCGGAGGCAGGGCCUCGCAGGAAUGCGCAGCAUGAACGGCGGCGUGGACUACCUCCUCUCCGAGGAAGUGAUCAAUCUCACCAGAGGACCUUCAGGUCUGGGGUUUAACAUAGUUGGUGGAAUUGACCAGCAGUACAUCUCAGAUGACACUGGCAUCUAUGUUAGUCGGAUCAAAGAAAAUGGAGCCGCUGCACUUGAUGGACGCCUGCAGGAGGGAGACAAAAUUUUAAUGGUUAAUGGCAAGGAGCUGAAGAACAUGCUGCAUCAACAUGUUGUGGAACUGUUCAGGUCUGCAGGUGAAAAAGUAUCGCUUAGGGUUCAACACAGGCUGCCGCCCCAGAAUGGUCCUUCAAGCCACCGAGGAGACGGAGAGCCUGGAGCCAUCCCCUUGGCUAUGAUUUUGGUGCCAGGGUUGGCCAUCGCUGCAACUUUAGUAUGGGCCUUCCUGAGGUAUCGGCAGCGGGUGUGACCCCCACCGCUUCUAGAUAAGCCCAUCAAUCUAUGAAGAAAUUUCCAACAGAACAAAUCAACGAUUUUAUUCUGGACUGGGGGAGCAGGAGUGGGAGCGGGAGGAGAGAAUCAUUGCCUAAUGCAAAGUUGCUGCUGCUAGCGAGGCUGUCCAUGGAGGUAACGCGGUAGCUCAUGGACUGGGCUGCCCCACUUAAUUGGCUCCCUGGAGGUCUGGUUGACCCUCCUCUCAUUUUCCUCUUGCCCCGUGUGUUCUUGUUUGUUCAUUGUUUUAAGGGUUUGGCUGUCCUGCAAGGAGAACAUCUUAUGGUGGGCCUCUCCUAACAGUCCUUUUGCCACUUGUCAAGCUGUUCCUGAAACUUGGGAGCAACUUCUGGAAUAAUUGCCAGUAUAGCUGUGGUUUUCAUUAGGGUGAGACCGAGAUGCCUUGAAGCAUGCGGUCAGGUGUCCUUGCCCAGUGAGGGGGGCUCUUGGGAUUGCAGGCAUUUGGCUCCAACAGAGAGGGGAAGGAGUGGCUGUUUUUGGAAGUUAAAUUUUGUUUGACCAUUUGUCCUUGCAGAUACGCCACUCUCUAUCAAUGAAAAUGAUGAGUAUAUCUUUUUCUUAAAAGUUGUUUUAUUCCUGGGGUGGGGGUGGGGUUGUCUUUUAAUGGUAUUUCUUUGAGAAGCAUACACAAUUUAAUUGAUUACUUUCUAGUAGGUGGUUCCCACUUCAGAAAAGUGUGGAACAUCAAGGCAAAGUAGCGGAUUGCUGAAAGAGAGCAGUUACACUGGGGUACGGCUUUUUGUUUUCCUUGGUACCUCUAUAAAGGGUAAUGCACCGUCUUCAAGGGGGUUGGUCUGUGUGUGCCAGUGCUCUCGUGUUGAAAGACUAAAUUGAUAUGGAUUCUGUGAAAAGCACCUGCCACUAAAUGCAUGUAUCGGAGGAAGGAUAUGGCGCCAAGUCUGCAUUGUAUAAAUGAAGCUAACUUGAGGUACAGCUGUUGUGCAUUUGUACAACCCAUGCCUGUGCUGCCACUCUGAUGCCUUCAGGGCAGCCAGGGUGGCAGCUGAAAAUUUGUGGCAUGCACUGGCACAGUGUGGAGUAGGGUGUAUAGUACGUACUGCUUUCCUAUUGUCCCUGUAAGUGUGAAUGGACCAAAGAGUCAAUUCAAACUCUUUGAACUGAGUUGAAUGAAGACCAGCUGGAUAGAACUGGUGUGGGCUCCUUGUGACCCUCCAGAUAUGUUGGCCUAAAACUUCAGUGAUCCCUUACCAGCAUAGUCCAAAACCUCUGGAGGGCCAUAUGCUGCUCCUUCCCAGAAUAAAGUACUAACAAUUAUGCAUCCAUCUUUGUAUAUGUGUGCCCUUAAAGUCUUUCGGAAGCAGGAAAGCAGUAUGCAUUGCCCCACUAUAUUUCUAAAGUCAGAGGUAACAUUGAGAAUUGUGUUCAGCUGACAGCUGAUCUUGGAGAGAUGUAGGUAACAUUCAGUGUUGCCUGAGAUGGACUAACCCUAACCCUGAGGUGGACUGGACCGCUGAUCUUGAACAUACCUGCUAGGAUGUCAGCCCAGUACAACCCAACAGUGUUUCCUUCCAAUAAUUGCAUUUUGGUUUGGGUAGUCAAAUUCCUUCUUUCUUAGAUUGGCGAAGUACCCAAACGACAAAGAAGUGUGUCCAUGCUGCACAUCCCUUGGCUGAAGAGCCUGAAGUGCUGGGUGUGGAUGUGAGCCAUAUGUCUGUGAGCUGUACAGCCAGGAAGUGUUUUUAACAGGUGGAAAUCUGUAAGAGGACAGCAAGGCAGAAUUCAAAAAAGAAAGGCUGCAACAACUUCACUUUCAUGAGCAUAGGCUCCCAUGCUGAUUGCAUCAUUCAGUUCAACGAUUUUGCUUACUGGCAUAACAUCAGUUCCACUCUUUGUGAAUGUGUUUUUGUACCUUGCAAAAGGAAUUUUGAUGUGUGAGGUCUGUAUGAUGCCAAAAACCAAAAAUCACAUAUGCAAUAUAUGUAAUGAGUCUGUAAAUUGAGUUCUGAAAUCUCUUUAAUUUCAUAAGGUCUCAUUUUUCUUUACGGGGCUCUUAAUGACACUAUUUCAAGGGGUGUAUCAUGAUUAACACUUUCCCACUACAGUCCCUGCCCUCGCUUGGUUUUCCCUCUUGAGUACAGUUCAUUCCAGACACGCCUUAUCCAGUCCUUAGCAUAGCUGGUUUUCAUGAAUGUAAGUAGAGAGAGGCACACCAGGGUAUGUGCCCUGGAUCUUUCUGACAUGCUCCAAUAAUAUCAAGUGCCUUAACUUUGGGGGAUUCUUCUUUGGUAAGGAAAGUGAGCUCCAUGUGGGAUAUUUGAAUUUUACUUUGUAUUUAAUGUUUUGAAUCAGAUUCUCUUAUCAUUAUUAAAUUAUGUUUAUAUCA